CAGCAGUCCCAGAAUCGCAACAGGGUCCAGCACCGUUGAUGCGUCAUCCCGAGGUUCAGGGAGAGAUCAGUCCUCUCCCGGCAGUGCGGGACGAGGGUUCUGUCSRUGCASDGYAUCCACUCACGUCUGCCGGAGCGGCAGUCUCAGUUGCAGCGACCUCGGAUGUGGGACGACCACUGGCAGUGGCGGAGCAAGAAAGUAUGCUCCCACCUCGCAGUGUUCAACCGCGGCCACCGCCUGCAUUGAUGGAGGGGAGUCAGGGGACCGUUGUUGUGUGUCAAGGCGACGAUCUCCCGGAACGUGAUAUCUCACACACUCCUGCAGCCGAGCAGAGCGCCGCAGACCAUGUCGGCCUCGCAUGCCCCACCGGCAGUCUUCCGGGUACCGGCGAGUUACUGACCAUGGACUCUGCGCUCGUUUCUCUACCGGACUUGUCGACGUUGAUAUCCCCAGGUCUACCCCAUGUGUCAUCGCCCAAGCCACAACAGCCCGUUGUCAUCGAGCGUGGAUCGGACGGGUUUGACAUGGCAGGAGGCGAUAUCGCCGAUAUGAUUACGAGCCCAAUGGUGUCUGCCACGCCCACAAUUUUUCGUGUUGGCAAACUACGCGAGGUGGCCCUUGGUUUGGCGGAGACGGCGACGCGACACCGCCGCGACGGUCAGUGCAGCAUCGCACAACGCAGUCUUUCUCAUUCGUUUGACGGCGCAGAGGAAGGGUCUCAUGGUGGGCCAGUUGACACACUCGAAAGAGAAGCAAGACCCCCAAGUCCGCCGUCAAACUUAGAGCAUCAUCCGAUUGCCGCGGAUGUCUGCGCAGAUGCGGGCGUCCCCGUCACAAACAGUGGCGCAGACGCGACAGAACAGCUUGUGGUUGGGUCAUCGGCGACAGCACGGCGCGACAGAGCCACUGUUUUGCCGACAGUGGCAUUUUAUGCCAGCGGGAAGAGUACUGGGGGGAUGGAUGAGCAGGGAGUCCCGAAUGUUGGCAGGCCAUCUGCACCGUCUAUGGGGAAACGAUCCAUUGGGAGUGUGGAUGGUGCUCGGCACACCGCCAUGGCCGAGUUUGAGGACCGACACGGGAGUGUUUUGCCGACGAAGACGUCUGAUGUCCAUGCUACGAGAGCCGCAAAGGCGAGUCUUUCUCGGGCAAGGAAGAAGGCCUCGGCAAGGAAGGCGUCACGUUCAUCCUCACAUAUGCGUUCCCGAGAGAGAGGAUCAGGCGUUGUGCAUCUCGAGGACGGAGAGAUUGCACCUGACGGCGACGCAUUGGAUGUUGGAGGGAGGGAUGCAACGACGGCGGAUAUCGUCGGCAGGGAGGGCACAGGGAAUGCAGUGGCAGGUCAGAAGAGACGCGGCAGCGUACUUAUCGUCCACGACGACAGCACAGAUGUCGCCCCGGGAGAGACCACAGGCACUGAUGAUGCAGGGGACUCCGAUUACGUACCCAAACCACGGGCGGCAGAUGGAGAUGAUGGAGGAGGGCGACGAGUGAGACCGAGGACACGAAUCGGGCCGCAAGGGCAGCGAGCACAGGGCACACCAUCGGCGAUGAUUCCUGCCCCCAUAGAUCGGCGAGCUCAGGCGCAGCGGUUGCUGCGCAAAAUGGAGGCCACUCUUCAACAGACGCACGGGUUAUCGCUUGGCCGCGAAGAGACG
Molecule: messenger RNA, 1655 nt
Organism: Chara braunii
Lineage: Eukaryota; Viridiplantae; Streptophyta; Charophyceae; Charales; Characeae
Source: the annotation of a GenBank genome assembly